CGGCGGCGGAGCGGGACUGGGUUGGGCGCUGGCGGUCGGGGCGAGCCAUGGAAGGGCUGGAAGGUGAGAUUGCAGUGCAAACUGGAGAUCUGUUGCCAUGUAGGAUUUGUGGAAGGACUUUCUUUCCAGCAGCACUGAAAAAGCAUGGACCCAUUUGCCAAAAAACUUCUGCCAAGAAAAGGAAGACAUUUGAUUCCAGCCGCCAGAGAGCAGAAGGAACUGACAUUCCCACAGUAAAACCUCUUAAGCCACGGCCAGAACCCCCCAAAAAGCCAUCCAAUUGGAGACGAAAGCAUGAGGAAUUCAUAGCCACUAUACGAGCAGCCAAAGGACUUAAUCUUAAAGAUGGUGGAAAACUUCCUCCACCACCUCCGCCAUCAUAUGACCCUGAUUACAUUCAAUGUCCAUAUUGUCAGAGGAGAUUUAACGAAAAUGCAGCUGACAGGCACAUCAAUUUCUGUAAGGAACAAGCAGCACGAAUUACAAAUAAGGGGAAACUGGCAGCUGAUACCAAAGGGAAGGUUCCUACUCGAACACAGUACAAGCCUGCUGCAGUUAAGAAGAUGCCUUCUGCAGUGUCAACACCACCGUCAUUAUCAUCACGUCUACCGCAGCCAAGUGGUGUUAGCAAAGCAGUUGUAGGCUCCUCUUCAAGUAAAGCAUUGUCUUCAGCUGGAUCCAGUGGCAGCAAAAUUCAGUCGUUAUCACCAGCUCAUAAAAACUCAUUGGGAAUGGUGAACCCACAAGCAGGUAGUAAGAUGGACAAGUUAGGCCCACCACUGCGAACUGGAAGAGAUGUGCAAAGGUUUUAUGACACUGAUAGAAAAACAGACAGUACCAUCAAAAGACCAAAUGAAUUGUUGCCUAUAAAGAAAGGUGCGACAAAAACACGGAUGUCAACCCCUCCUAGUGUGGCAAGGACUAUGAGCACGGGUGCUCUAUCAAACAAAAGAAAAACUAGUAAUUCAGACAGUUACUCAAGGUCUGAUGGUAAAACUGGGAAUGACACUGCUGGCUACCUAUCGUCAGUCAACGGAGGAAGUUCAAAAAGCAAUGAAGGAAAUUCAUCUGUACAGUUACCUAAAUUUUGCCAUGAAUGUGGAACAAGGUAUCCAGUGGAAUGGGCAAAGUUCUGCUGUGAGUGUGGAAUUCGAAGAAUGGUUGUGUAAAUGCAUUCUUAAAAUCAAAGAGAAAGGGAGAUCCUGAAAGCAUCUGCUACGUGCUGCUGCAUGGAAAGCGAAAACACUCCAAGUUAGGCUUCAUGCUGCAAACAUGUUGAAGCAUUAUAAUUUUCUGAGUGCAAUCUGCUGGUUACAUAGUAAUUUAUAUAUAAAUAUGUAUACUGUAUAUAAAAGUAACAGGUACCUAAAACUGUGCCAUUCAAGGAAAUACUCUUUAAUCUCAGUUGGAAAUAUUUUAAAUUAGGGUAAAAAUGUGUUAAGUAAUUUAAGUGGUGGAAGUGGUUCAGUGUUACUUUUCUUAUAUAAUUCUAUAGAAUUUAAGUCACUCACCCAUAGGGAACUAGCCAUGAAGAAUUUCUGCAUCAAAAGUUUCUCUGUGGAGGCAUUUCUUUCUUAAGUGAUAGUAAUUAGAUGCUAUCUGUGUUGUAAGUGAAAACAACACGAGCAACUCCCUAUAAAUUCCUUGUUAUAAGUGCAAAAACUGGAGUGCAUCAACCUCUUCACUGUAAUACCCUAACUGAACUUUCCAGUUACUUGCAGGAUUUUUUUUAAUGAUUCAAAUAGGAAAAAGUCUGAAAAUUCCAUUCGCAUCUAAGAAAAUCAAAAGUUGUGGUUGUUGCUCUGCCCAUUUUGUUUUUGAAUAAGAACUUGUUAAUAUUUUAUGUAUUUAUAAGGACAAAUGUGAUAUUUUAAUUACUUUUAUUCAUAAAUACUUUUCUUCCUCUCCCUGUGCUCUCCACCAUGGCUAGCAUAUGUAAAAGCUCUUUACUUUUGUCCUUAAGGCUUGCAAAGGUCCUAUUUUUCUCUUUCCUUGUCUCCUGAAGGGGACUCUAUUGUAACUGUACCUAGAACUGUUGAACUUAUUUUUAAAAAACAACCUUCUUAUUGUAUCCAAUACAAAAAGAGUUCCAUAAAAAUGUAUACUAUUAGAAAAGUAGAAAUUAAGUAGUUACUUAAAUUAAGUUUUUUAUACUUAAUCUUGUGUAAAUAGCAGGUUCAGAGUUUGUAUGUUUACAGCUCCACAUGUGUUUUUUGUGGUGGAUUUUCUUCUGUUUUUUUUUCCUCCCCUUCCCAGUUCCUGGUAUUCAUGGGCUCUGAACAGUAACCUCAUAAAGUUUGUGACAGUCUUCAUGUGAGUUCAUUGGUAUGAAGUGUCAGGACCUGUAAGCUGUUCCUUUUUUGGUGGUUGUUUUGGUUUUUGUUUAUUUUUUUAAACAAUGCAAUCUACUAAAACCAUUCACAAGCUGUAUCACUUGUGUCUGAACGUAGUGAUUUGUUUUGUAAAGUUUUAUUUUGAAGUACUGCUACUGUCUUAUUGGAAGAACAAUCUGGAAGGACUUAAUUGUGCCUUUACCACAGUACACUUUUUUUUUUUUGUCAAAAAUGGUUACUUUCAGCUCACAAACAUUAUCAGAAGCAAUUUAUAUAGUUUCUUUUUUAGCUUGUGUAAAAUAUACUGCAGUGUUGCACUAUAGUGUAACUUAAUCGUUGGACGCAUUUUCAAAACAUGUAAUUAACAUCAGUGGUGCCAAUUGUGAGUAAACAUGAAUGAAGAAAUUAAUCUCCAAAUCAGGUUCUAUUCUUGGAGGAUAAGAGAUUUAAGAGGCUUGAUGUAGUCAUCUUCCAGGCCAGAAACUAUUGGUAUUUUAGAAUUACUUCAAUGAUAUGAAAUUGUCUUACACUUUGUAUAAAAAGUUAUUUCUAGAAAUUAUUCUUUUACCUAGUGUAGUCUUGUAAAUAGUUGAUAUAAGCUGGCUACAGAGCAUGAUAGGUUGGAUAACCAUUAAUGAGAGACCUGACAAGUUUUAGCCGAAUUGUAUUCUAGUUAGUUUAGGUCAGAGGAUAUUUUGGCAUGUCCCUAUCUGUACUUAGAAAAAAUUGGAAUCCUGCACAGAUAAGUCUGCUUUACAGAAUUUCUCCAGGACUUGGGCCUUGCAGGUCUACAUUUGAUGGAGGUUAGGAGCAUCCAUCAGAAAAGGUGCAAAUCCAAAAUAGGUUUGAUUGGUUAGUGAAUCUAUAAAAUAAUCAAUUCCUUUAUCUGACUUGAUGAAUUCCCGUUUCUUGUUUCUGCCAGAAGUAUGCAUUUUACCACUUAAUGAAAAUACAUUCUACAAGGAGAACAUUUUGUAAGGAAAUAAAUAUAUUCUAGGUUUUCAAGGACCAGUGACACUGUUGAGAAAUAUAUUGAUGUUUUCUCCUUUGAAUUGCAAGUGGUACAUUUCCUAAUUUUAAAAUCAAUUCAUAUAAAAUAAUGAUAAUUUCUGCUUUUUGAGUUGUGUAACUCUGCUUCCAGAGCUGCGUACAGUAAAGUGAGAGAGACACGGUUUAUUUACGAUUCUGUGAUGUAUAGCAAAAAUUAGAAAUGGAAUUAACCUGAACCAAAAGGAAAGUUUUAGAGAUUUCCUGAACUUUUAAUUUGGCCUUAAAAGAAUGUCUACUGAAGUAUAAAUGACUAUCAAUAGUAACAAUGAAAAUGUAAAUGACUGUGCUGCUUAUUAUGUUACAGUGAGACUAUCGGAAACCUAGUAUGUAUCUACUUUAUGAGCUGUUUGUUUUUUUUCACUGAGUGACAUGUUUCUGAAGUCUUUGGUGUUGCUGACAGUAGACAGUAUUACAUGCAUGAUCAGAACAGAUCACUGUAACUCCAUCUAAAUGCUUGCAAAUAGAUUAGCUCUACAGAACUGAAUAUGGAAAUGAAUCUAUUAUAGUAUUUAAAGAAAAAAAACAAACUGUAAGGGAGAUAAGUUAAGACUCUGAUCUUCAGGUGUAUUGCAUCUGCCAAGAAGGAUCUGAAUUCAGUUUAACAAGACCUGGGUUCACACCCCCUUUGCCCUACUCCUUCCCCUGCUUUUGUGUCUUGGUUCUUCCUGGGAGGAGAAAACAUCGGUACAUAUUCUAAAAGGGCAGAGUUCCUGAAUGCAUCGAGAAUCGAAAGUUUUAUAAUUGUAAACAUAACACAUGUAGAUGAUCUGUGCACCCAGAUGCACUGCACUGCUAAGAAUAACUUAGCUAGUGUUAUCCUCUGGAUGACUUGUUGACAGAUACUUAACUUAGAAGCAUAAAUUCCUUAGACUAAAUGUGUAAAUUUGGGAUGAUAUGAUUACUUCAUCUGUCUUUUCAGUUAUGUAUUUGUGAAUGCACAUAUAUAUUGCGUAAGAACUCUAGUCUUGCAAGUGUAAAAAGUUGUUUCACUGAAGCAGAGUUGAUACACAACAAUGCUGAACACUACUGGGGGAUUGUGAAGCCCCAUACAGAUAAUUGAUACACUUGCUGUAUUCAGGAAUUUAUUGAUGUGAUUUUAAUGUUACCUGUGUCUAUUUCUGAGCCUAUAACAGACUUUCUUUUAGCAUCUGCCACUGUAUGUUCCUGAAGUGCUUGCUAAGACAUGAAUAAAAUUCAACUAAUGAGAAAAGAAGGAAAUAAAGAAAGGCUAAUGGUAAAAUCCCAUGUAGAGAAACAAGAAUGUUGUUGCUGAGGUGCACAGCAUGCACAACUAAGCAUGUUUACAUUCACAUUUUGGUUUUGUGAGUAUUUUAUUUGAUUUAUAAAGGAUGUCUGUGCAACAGAAAGGAGCUGUAAGAACUGAAACUGUACUGAUGCAAGUGCAAUGGAAUUUUGAAAUAUACUGGCUUCAGAGGUGAAAGCAGGACAGCAUAAGGCCUAACCUUUAUAUGAUAUCACAAGUUUAUAUUUAACUGAUUCCAGUUCUGAAAGAAAUUGUCUAGGUUGUAUCUACUCACAGCAACUUAAAUGUAUGGUUAGAUAGUUAUAAAUAGUUAUAUCCUCAGUGUACACCUCUACAGGAAACUGUGCAGUAGGAGGCAGAGCAAGCUUUAGCACCCUUUCAAAUAGUAACUAUGGACAUCUAGGCAGAAAUUUCCUUACUUGCCAAAGAGGUUUGAACAGCCACCAGCCUCCCUCAGGUGGAUUUGAAAAGCUCAGCCUGAAGGAUUGCAUGACCAGGGAGCUCUCCAUGGUGCUCCUGGCACCAAUCCUUUCCCUGCAGUGUGCCUGGCUGUGUCUGAGCUCUUCCAUGCAGCAGGUAGCAAGGUGCACAGGGUGGUAACUCCAAAAUGUCCUUUAAGACCUGAGGUGAACUUCACCCAUUGUGGAACUUCUGUCAUUUGAGUGAGACUAGGUCCUAAUUCACAGUUGCAGUUAAGAGUUAGUGUCUGAAACGUGGUGUAUAAGGAGAAUGGUUCCGUGAUGCAUGCUUAUCAAGUCUAUGAGGGGGAAGGUAUGAUUGCAGUAAUUGAAAUGCUAACAAACACAGCAUUUAGCAGUGCGCACUGAUGGAGGCUAUGUAAUUAGAGUCUAAAAUGAAAUGGCAUUGUCAGUGUCUUACUAAGUUCUCAAGAAGUACUGGUUUUCAACACGUAGCUUUUGUAUCUGUGCAAUGAACAAACUUUUUAUAAGUUUUCUGAAAGCUUGACUAAAAAAUGUGUGUUUUGUAAGAGCAUUUGUUGCAACUGCAUUUCUUUCAGUUUGACAAAGCUAUCAGUAAUUGUUUGGGUUGUAUGAGACAGUGGAAAUAUCGUCUUUGAAGUUGUUUUUGGUGACUGGUGAAAAUAUUUUCAUUGACUUUGAAAAAGCACAGCUCAUUCCAACUUGUGAUGGUUGUGUUGCAGAGUAAAACUUUGAGUUACUUUGUUGUGUCACUGAAAAAAAUGUUCAGUAAGAGAUUCUUGGCUGUAUUCAGCAUUUACUUGGUUGAUGCUGUCUUUCAAGCAUUCAUGAUAUAAAGGAUUAGUCUUGCAUAUUAGUGGAUUUUGUUUUGUUCAUUAUCUUUUUAUUUUUUUAAUGUGUGUUGUUCCAGAAUACCCUAUUCUGCUUAGUCCCAUUUCGUGUUGGCAGAAAACAGCCCACUUAUAUUUUCUUUUAAAUAAUUAUUGUUGUUUUUUGUUUUAUAAAUCAUUUUCUUCCAAUACAAGCAGCAACUUGUGAGACAGCAAAUCAAAUACUCGUUUUAAUAUUGUUGAACAGUGAGCAUAAGGUCUAAAUGUUGUUUUUCAUUGUUCUUGUAUUUGAAUUUCUGGCAGAAAUGCAAAUUGAUUUGGAUCUGUUCUGGUAAAAUGCUAAGUAUUCCAUGGCUGUUAGAAAACCUACUUUAUAUGACUGCUUUAACUCUCUUGGUCUUCGUCCUUCAUAUGAUACUUAAUAUGUAUCUCCAUAAGUUUAUUUAUUGAUGUUCCAUGUUUUUAAGUGUUCAUUCAUGUAUUUAAUUUUGUCAGCACUGCAUUUAUUAUGUUUGCCUUGCCCUUCAGUAUACUUAAUAUGUGUUUGUGACCAUCCAGUGUUUUGUGGGGUUUUUUUGUUUGUUUUUGCAGAAUGCUUAGGUUUGUGUUUUAUUUGAUAUAUUAUUAUUAUUUUAGACCUUCAAUUCUGUUUUCAUCAAUAAAUGUAAAUCACCCCCUGAUGCUAAUUUGCCACUUGUUAACAAUAAAGUGAAUAUGCCAAUAAAA
Lagopus leucura (white-tailed ptarmigan) is the source of this 6643-nucleotide messenger RNA. It is a transcript of the gene ZC2HC1A, whose product is annotated as zinc finger C2HC-type containing 1A. Lineage: Eukaryota; Metazoa; Chordata; Aves; Galliformes; Phasianidae. The record is from RefSeq and is a predicted model, not a curated record. The transcript has 10 exons. Bases 48 to 1169 code for a protein of 373 amino acids.